Molecule: messenger RNA, 768 nt
Organism: Echinops telfairi (small Madagascar hedgehog)
Lineage: Eukaryota; Metazoa; Chordata; Mammalia; Afrosoricida; Tenrecidae
Gene: BARX1
Product: BARX homeobox 1
Exons: 4
Coding region: 1-768 (255 amino acids)
Biological process (GO): regulation of transcription by RNA polymerase II
Cellular component (GO): nucleus
Molecular function (GO): DNA-binding transcription factor activity, RNA polymerase II-specific; RNA polymerase II transcription regulatory region sequence-specific DNA binding
Source: RefSeq, a predicted model, not a curated record
AUGCAGCGGCCCGGGGAUCCUGGUACCGCGUUCUUCGGCCCAGCCGAGGGCUGCGCGGACCACCGGCCGCACCGUUACCGCAGCUUCAUGAUCGAGGAGAUCCUCACCGAGCCGCCGGGGCCCAAAGGCGCUGCGCCAGCUGCCGCCGCCGCCGCGGCUGCCGGGGAAUUACUCAAGUUCGGUGUACAGGCGCUGCUGGCUGCCCGGCCCUUCCACAGCCACCUGGCCAUGCUGAAGGCUGAGCAAGCUGCCGUAUUCAAGUUCCCUUUGACGCCGCUCAGCUGUUCGGGACUCGGGUCCGCACUGCUGGCAGCGGGGCCUGGGCUGCCGGGCGCCGGGACCACACCGCACCUGCCGCUGGAGCUGCAGCUCCGCGGGAAGCUGGAGGCCCCCGGUCCCGGAGACCCGGGCACCAAAUCCAAGAAGGGACGCCGGAGCCGCACCGUCUUCACCGAGUUGCAGCUGAUGGGCCUGGAGAAACGCUUCGAGAAGCAGAAGUACCUCUCCACGCCGGACAGAAUAGAUCUCGCGGAAUCCCUGGGCCUGAGUCAGUUGCAGGUGAAGACUUGGUAUCAGAAUCGAAGAAUGAAGUGGAAGAAAAUAGUACUGCAGGGUGGCGGCCUAGAGUCCCCCACGAAGCCGAAGGGAAGGCCCAAGAAGAACUCCAUUCCCACCAGCGAGCAGCUCACGGAGCAGGAGCGCGCCAAGGAGGCCGAGAAGCCAGCGGAGACGCCCGGCGAGGCUGCAGAGCAGAGCCACGACGACUGA